Dioszegia hungarica is the source of this 1719-nucleotide messenger RNA. Its product is annotated as Prenylcysteine lyase-domain-containing protein. The coding region runs from base 1 to 1719 and encodes 572 amino acids. NCBI's taxonomy places the organism in Eukaryota, Fungi, Basidiomycota, Tremellomycetes, Tremellales, Bulleribasidiaceae. Gene Ontology annotation, molecular function: prenylcysteine oxidase activity. The transcript is spliced from 8 exons. The record is from RefSeq and is a predicted model, not a curated record. Gene Ontology annotation, biological process: prenylcysteine catabolic process; prenylated protein catabolic process.
AUGCCCAUAGCUACCCCUCUACAGGCAUUCCUAGCCUAUCCUAUCCGGACACGCCUGACCCUCGCCAUCCUCCCGCUACUCCUCUUCGCGUUCCUACUCCGACCUUUCCGCUCCCCUCCUCAUUCAGAUCUCGAUGCCACCACCGCCGCCAUCCUCAACGAUGCAACCUUUCAGUAUCCCUCUGAUCCACAUCAUGCGGCAAUAACGCAGCUCCGGCCCAAACGGGUCUUGAUUGUCGGCGCGGGGGCUAGCGGGUCCGCAGCUGCCUUCUUUCUCCGGCGGGCGGCGCGGGUCAUGGAGGAAAGGAUCGGGGUGGAGGAGGGCAGACUGGUCAGUGAUAUCGUGGUCAUAGACAAGGAGGGAUAUGUGGGCGGACGUGAUACUACGGUCUAUCCUCGAGACGAUCCUCGAGCUAGGCCUAUCGAGCUCGGCGCGUCGGUCUUUGUGGAAGCCAACAAGAAUAUGAACAAGGCUGCGAAGCUGUUCAAUCUGACUGUCGUCCAGCCUGACUUUGGCGAUACCGGGCUAGGUAUCUGGAACGGGACUGCGUUCCUUUAUCAGACCUCACUCUCCCACUCGAUCUUCAGUGGAUGGUGGGACACCCUCUCCGCCGCAUACCGCUACGGCCCCCUCUCGCCCAUCCGUACCAACUCCGCCGUCAACGCGCUUGUCAAGCGGUUCUCUAUGCUGUACAAUUUCAAGAUUAUGAGUGAACGCGGGGCGGUACGGUCCGUCCGGGCGAUGGCCGAUCAUUUGGGACUGGGAGCAGAGAUGACGAAGCGGAAGGCGGAUGACUGGGUGUUGAAGGGGGUCGGAGUUGGGGAGAAGUGGAUGGGGGAGGUGAUGGAGGGGACGACUAGGAACUACGGAAUGGACAUGAGCUCGAUUCACGCCCUCGCCGCUGGUGUGUCGAUGGCGACUAGCGGAGCAUCCAGUAUCGAAGGCGGGAACUGGCGGGUCUUUGAGGGGAUGCUCAAGAAUGCUUCGGCCACACUGGUUCUGGGGACAACUGUAACCGACAUCUUGCCCUUCACGAAUGAGCAAGGCGAAGGGAUGUUCGAAGUGCGGACAAAUACAUCAGAGUCAGCACAAGCCCAGCCCUUCGACAACGUCUUCUUUGCCGCACCAUGGCACCUGAGCCCGAUAUCAAAGUCGAUGGCCCACUUUUUUGACGAGAAGAUACCACAUCAAAAGUACACUCACCUCCACGUCACGCUGUUCACCACUACCAAAGCCCGGCCCGACCCCGUCUUUUUCUCCUUGCCACCCGAUACCGUCCUCCCUGGACUCAUCCUAACCUCCUCCUACCUCUCACGUAGUGGCGCCGCGGGACUCCCACCACCUCGUUUCCACUCGAUUGGGUGGCAUGGUGAGACAUACCCUGGCUCAGGCGAAUACACCGUCAAGAUCUUCUCGAUGACUUAUCUGAACGACGACUUUUUGGCGGACCUAGCAGGCGAACGGCCCAGCUGGGUCUAUCGGAAAGAAUGGGACGCUUACCCUCGCAUGACGCCUGUCUCGCACUACGCGCCCGUCGAGCCCUUCAAGGGGUUCCAGUACCUCGCGGCAAUGGAGCCUUGGAUCUCUUGUAUGGAAACCCAAACGCUCAGUGCAAGAGAAGCAGUCGCGCGCGUGGUAGAAGACUGGUGGGGUAUGGGACUAGGUGAAUGCAGGGGAGGGGGUAUGGCUUGGGACUGGACGUGUCCUAACGAGUUGUAA